AACACGUUCGUAGACUCAAGCAUGUGUUGAGCUGAUGUCUCCACAAACUCGAAGACGUUGAAGAAAGGCGGUGCCAGAGCCUGCUGGAGCAAAAGGGUCCUGGGUCAUAUAUCCUGAUGCACAACAGGGGAACUCCUGUCUGCAGCUCGGUCCCUCCUGGGAGACACUCAGCAGCGCAACAGCGGCAGCAGCAUGGACGGAACCAAAGGAGAGGAGCGCUCAGCCGAACAGGCAGCGUCUUUAUUUGGGACAUCCGAGCUGGAGAACCAGAGGAGCGACUCAGAGCGCAGAAAGAAAAGGAUCUGUAAAAUCAUCUCCGGGAUCCUGCUGCUGUUCCUACUAAUUACCCUUCUGGCUGUUGUGAUUUCUGUGAAACUAGGCGAUAAAGAAAAAGAAACAGACUCAGCGUUUGAAGAAGUACAUCAGCGACAGUGUCCACCUGGUUUUCCAAGGUCUCCUCUCAUCUUGGUGUCCUUGGACGGUUUCCGGGCAAAAUAUCUUAACGAUCACAAAAGCCACCUUCCUGUCCUCAAUAAGCUUCGAAGUGCCGGCACAACAGCGCCAUACAUCAGACCCGUUUAUCCCACAAAGACCUUCCCCAACCACUACAGCAUUGUGACUGGCCUUUACCCAGAGUCUCAUGGAAUCAUAGACAACAAGAUGUACGACGUGACCCAAAAUGCCUUCUUCAGCUUGAAAACUAAUGAGAAGUUCAACCCACGGUGGUAUCACGGUGAACCAGUCUGGCUUACCGCCAUGCGUCAGAAACUCAGAACAGCCACUUUCUUCUGGCCAGGUUCUGACGUGCCCAUCAAUGGAACCUUCCCAGAUUUCUACAAGCAGUAUGACAGCCAGAUCCCAUUUGAGCAAAGAUUGGCAACAUUGUUCGGGUGGCUCAGUUUGCCAAAGGAGCAAAGAGCGGAUUUUUACACCUUGUAUCUGGAUGAACCUGACACUGCAGGACAUAAAUAUGGUCCAGAAAGUCAGCAGGUGAUUUCAGCUUUGGAGAAGGUUGACAAGUUACUGGGGAUGCUCAUGAACGGCCUUAAAGAAAGACGCCUCCAUCGGUGCGCCAAUGUGAUAAUCAUGUCCGAUCACGGCAUGGAGGAGGCGUCCUGUGACAGGGCGACGUUUGUGACAAACUACCAACAACACACGUCUGAUUUUAUCAUCAUCCAAGGCCCGGCCGCUCGCAUCAGACCCAAGCGUCUUCCUGAUGAUUAUUUCUCCUUCGACUACGAAGGCCUGGUGAAGAACUUGUCGUGCAGGACCCCCGAGCAGCCCAUGAGGCCGUACCUGAAAGAAAACCUCCCCAAAAGGAUGCACUUCGCCAACAACCAACGCAUCGAGAGAGGUCACCUCUACAUGAAGUCAGGCUGGCAGGCGGCGCUAAACCAACAGGAAGUGAAGUACUGUACUGGCGGUUUCCACGGUUCCGAUAACGUCUUCGACAACAUGCAGGCGAUUUUCAUCGGCUACGGUCCAGCGUUUAAAACCAACACAGUCGUAGCUCCUUUUGAGAAUAUAGAAAUCUAUAAUCUCAUGUGUGAUCUUCUGGAAAUUAGCCCCGCUUCAAACAACGGGACCCAUGGCAGUCUGAACCAUCUCCUGAAGGAUCCUUACUACAAACCGGUGCACCGAGCGCCGCUGUCCCUCGACACCCCCUGUGAGACCUCUGACCCCAACCCCGCCCCGACAUCCCUCCUGCAGUGCCGCUGUGCAUCUCAGACCGUCGAAAUGGAGAAACAAAUGAACACCGUUCUACUUGCUAUUAAUGAUGAAACCAAAGCUUCCUUGCGCCGCCUCCACCACCCUUUCGGCACUCCUCAAAUCAUCCAGCCAGACGCCAGCUUUUGUCUUCUGUACCAAUCAGAUUACCUCACCGGAUACAGCCGAGACAUCAUCAUGCCGCUCUGGGUGUCGUACGUCAUCCAGCCUCUGGUCCAUGUCAGAGCGCCGAGUCCAGAGGAGUGUGUUCGUGCUGACGUUCGUGUCCCGCCCUCAGCCGGUCAGCUGUGUUCUCGCUUCAAAAACCACCCCAGACUGACCUUUGGCCUUCUGCACCCUCCCUAUCUGAACAGCAGCGCUCCAGAGACGGACUCCCUCAUCAACAGCAACAUGGUGCCGAUGUUCCCAGCCUUUAAAAAUGUUUGGACCUAUUUCCAUAAUUCUUUGCUCGUGAAAUAUUCACAAAUCCUAAAUGGGAUUAAUAUCAUCAGUGGGCCGAUUUUUGAUAAAAAUUUUGACGGGCACGCUGAUAAAUUUAACAAAAUUUUAGGGAAUGAAGCGGAUGUCCCGACACAUUUCUUUCUGAUCCUGACCUCCUGCCGCAACUCCACCUUUAGUCCUGUGGAGUGUAAAGGUCCACUCCAGGUGUCGGCCUACAUCCUGCCUCACAGACCGGACUACUCAGAGGUCUGCACGGAGGGGUCAGAUUACUCGUUUGUGGAGAAGUGGAUGAGUUUCCACACGGCUCGAGUCCGGGACAUCGAGCUCCUAACUGGGCUCAGCUUCUACCACGACAGGUUAUCGGUGGAAGAGACGCUUCAGCUAAAGACAUUUCUGCACACCUAGGACCAUUUCUGAAAGCACGGACAAAUUCCUUGUUUAAAAUCGAUUUUUCAUCAUCAGAAAGCUUUAAGACAGUUUGUCACUGAGAAAAAGCUUCUGUUUCCAGUUCAAACUAAACAUCCAUCCAUUGGUUUUAGAUUUAUUUGGUCAGAAUUGCAAAAACAUUAUUUAUAUUGUGCAAAAUCUGUGAACAGGUUUUUAAAACUGACUCAUCUAAUUUUUUGAAGGAUCUCUAAUAAUUUUCUCAGAAACAAGUGGGAAAUAAAAGAAAAGGGAAAGUAUUUAUUGAUUAAACAGAAAAUUUUUUACUACAGACUGAUUUUAUUGGAUUGGACACAUCAAGGACACCAAAGAAGUAAAAACGUUUCCUUCAGCUGAAGAAAAAACAAUCCAAGUUUAAUUCCUGCCAAAUGUUUUUUAUGUUUUUCCACGUAUUUUGUAGCUUUUUUCAUUUUUAAAGUGAAUAUGCAGUUUUUAGUUUGUGUAUGUGUGUACAGUAUGAUGUUACCUUUAUGUUCAGUGUGAAAAUAAAAACACAGGUGGUUUUGUUUCUCUUUUAAA
Messenger RNA from Nothobranchius furzeri (turquoise killifish), 3132 nucleotides. It is a transcript of the gene enpp1, whose product is annotated as ectonucleotide pyrophosphatase/phosphodiesterase 1. Gene Ontology annotation, molecular function: nucleic acid binding; phosphodiesterase I activity; metal ion binding. Gene Ontology annotation, biological process: negative regulation of fat cell differentiation; ATP metabolic process; nucleoside triphosphate catabolic process. The record is from RefSeq and is a predicted model, not a curated record. Gene Ontology annotation, cellular component: cell surface. Lineage: Eukaryota; Metazoa; Chordata; Actinopteri; Cyprinodontiformes; Nothobranchiidae.